This is a messenger RNA of Piliocolobus tephrosceles (Ugandan red Colobus), 1794 nucleotides long. It is a transcript of the gene MTERF2, whose product is annotated as mitochondrial transcription termination factor 2. Gene Ontology annotation, biological process: regulation of DNA-templated transcription; termination of mitochondrial transcription. The transcript has 3 exons. The record is from RefSeq and is a predicted model, not a curated record. Gene Ontology annotation, cellular component: mitochondrial matrix. NCBI's taxonomy places the organism in Eukaryota, Metazoa, Chordata, Mammalia, Primates, Cercopithecidae. The coding region runs from base 371 to 1528 and encodes 385 amino acids. Gene Ontology annotation, molecular function: double-stranded DNA binding.
CUCCCGAGACCUGAUUGGCCAUGGGAGAAGGGGCUGGUGGCCUGGUUGAAGCUGCGGAGGACUGUCGGGAGCUUCUUGGGACCGAGGACCGAGACCCAGGCUCCAGGCCUCAGCGGGACGGCAGACCGUGGGGAGGCUGACCGGAGAGAGAGGAAAAGACGGGGCCUGGCCCCCGGGACUCCCUGUGCCUUGCUUGGAGCUGACGCCAACGGGGAGCUGACAAGAUCACAUGUUGAGAAGAAGUUGGAAAGAAUCCCAAGUGGAUCAACUGAAUAUCUGGAUGAGGACAAGAUCUGUGGGGAGAGACUGUAAGAUAGAAUGAGUCCAUUUAAGUCCCAGGACGGUGGAAAGUAACUAGUGGAUUGCAGCCAUGUUGUGGAAGCUGCUGCUGAGAUCCCAGUCCUGCAGGCUGUGUUCUUUCAAAAAGAUGCAAUCACCUCCAAAAUACAGACCUUUCUUAACAUGCUUCACCUAUAUAACUGAUAGACAGUCGAGCAAAGAAAAUACAAGAACAGUGGAAAAGCUCUAUAAAUUUUCAGUUGACAUCAGGAAAAUUCGCAGAUUAAAAGGAUGGGUACUUUUAGAGGAUAAAACCUAUGUUGAAGAAAUUGCGAGUAUUUUACAAGAACUAGGUGCCGAUGAGACUGCUGUAGCCAGUAUUUUGGAACGCUGCCCGGAAGCAAUUGUCUGUAGUCCAACCGCUGUUAACACCCAGAGAAAACUCUGGCAGUUGGUCUGCAAAAAUGAGGAAGAGUUAAUCAAGUUAAUAGAGCAGUUUCCAGAAUCUUUCUUUACUAUUAAAGACCAAGAAAACCAGAAGCUGAAUGUUCAGUUCUUUCAAGAGUUGGAACUAAAAAAUGUGGUCAUUAGCAGACUUUUGACUACUGCAUCUAAUGUUUUUCAUAAUCCUGUUGAGAAGAAUAAGCAAAUGGUAAGAAUUCUCCAAGAGAGUUAUCUAGAUGUAGGUGGCUCUGAGGCCAACAUGAAAGUUUGGCUACUAAAAUUGUUAAGCCAAAAUCCAUUUAUUUUGUUAAAUUCUCCCGCAGCUAUAAAGGAAACACUAGAAUUUCUCCAGGAGCAAGGUUUCACAAGCUUUGAAAUUCUCCAGCUUCUGUCCAAACUCAAAGGAUUUCUUUUUCAACUUUGCCCAAGAAGUAUACAGAAUAGUAUUUCCUUCUCUAAAAGUGUUUUUAAAUGCACAGAUCAUGACCUGAAGCAAUUAGUUUUGAAAUGUCCUGCCCUUUUAUAUUAUUCUGUUCCAGUUUUAGAAGAGAGAAUGCAAGGAUUAUUGAGAGAAGGAAUUUCCAUAGCUCAAAUAAGAGAGACGCCAAUGGUUCUUGAAUUAACACCACAGAUAGUACAGUACAGGAUAAGGAAACUGAAUUCCUUAGGCUACAGAAUAAAGGAUGGACAUCUAGCAAAUCUAAAUGGAUCAAAAAAAGAGUUUGAAGCUAAUUUCGGCAAAAUUCAGGCCAAAAAAGUAAGGCCAUUAUUUAACCCUGUGGCACCAUUAAAUGUUGAAGAAUGACAUACUGACUGAUGUUGCUUCUUUCUAGCAGUGCAGGGUGAAACUAACUAGCAAAGACAAAAAUUCAGGCAGUUUGUAGGCACAGUAAUUUAAGAACCUGCUUAUCUUCUGGGUUGCAUUUGAGUUAUCUCUAAAUAGAUAAAUUCUGACUCAUUUGCCAUAUUAUAAAAUAUAAAUUGUAUGUUUUAAUAAAUAAAGUUGGUAACUUUUACCUUAAACCAUUAUUUCAAAAACUCAUGUACUAUUAAAUGGCAUAUCAGUGUGAU